CGGGGGCCGCUCUCCCGAUCUGAAGGGGGCCGCUUUUCAUCAGAGUCCAGCCGCUCCCUGAGUCCCAGCCCCCAAUCCAGAGGCACCUAAGGAGAGGCUGUUCCGGAACGGGGUUCUGGCCCUGGCAGGCUGGGCCCCCAGGUGGACUGCCCCUGCCUCCUCUCAGCCUCCGCUUGUGCUUCCCACCUGACACCAUGGGUACGGUCCUGUCCCUUUCCCCCAGCUACCGGAAGGCCACGAUCUUUGAGGAUGGCUCAGCCACUGUGGGCCAUUACACCGCUGUGCAAAACAGCAAGAACGCCAAGGACAAGAGCUUGAAAAGACACUCCAUCAUCUCUGUGUUGCCCUGGAAGAGGAUCGUGGCCGUGUCAGCCAAGAAGAAAAACUCCAAGAAGGUCCAGCCCAACAGCAGCUACCAGAACAACAUCACCCACCUGAACAAUGAGAACCUGAAGAAGUCGCUCUCUUGCGCCAACCUGUCCACAUUCGCCCAGCCCCAGCCCACCCAGCCUCCGGCCCCCAGUGCCAACCAGCUGUCCGGUUCCCAGACUGCUGUGUCCUCCGUCAAGAAGGCCCCCCACUCCAACUCCACUGCUCCUGGGACGCCCAAGCGGGUCAUCGUCCAGGCCUCCACCAGUGAACUCCUGCGGUGCUUGGGGGAGUUCCUGUGCCGGAGAUGCUACCGCCUGAAGCACCUGUCCCCCACGGACCCAGUGCUCUGGUUGAGAAGCGUUGACCGCUCUCUGCUCCUUCAAGGCUGGCAGGACCAGGGCUUCAUCACGCCGGCCAACGUGGUCUUCCUGUAUAUGCUCUGCAGGGACGUCAUUUCCUCCGAGGUGGCCACAGACCAUGAGCUCCAGGCUGUCCUGUUGACCUGCCUAUACCUCUCCUACUCCUACAUGGGUAACGAGAUCUCCUACCCGCUCAAGCCCUUCCUGGUGGAGAGCUGUAAGGAGGCAUUUUGGGACCGCUGCCUCUCCAUUAUCAAUCUCAUGAGCCCCAAGAUGCUCCAGAUUAAUGCUGACCCCCACUACUUCACUCAGGUGUUUGCUGACCUGAAGAAUGAAUGCAGUCAGGAGGACAAGAAUCGGCUCCUUAUCGGGCUCGACCGGUGAAUUCCACUCCUGCGUGUGCGGCUUACGGGAACAGUACAUUUUUUUAAUUUAUUAUUAAACACGAAGUUUUGUGAACAUAUGUGUCUAGCAAAGCCACUGAAGGACCUCCCUAUUCUUGGCCUCCCCUACCCUGGUUUAGUCCAGCCCUGGUCCUUAACUUCUGACUGCUCUGGGGAGCAUUUUUUUGGGGGGGGUGUAGGAACCUUUUGCAGAGUUUAGGUGAUGAUUUCCAAGUUGUUUUCUGGCCACUGAAUCCUUGCUCUCUGUAACUUCCAAGGACUGGCUAUUCUUGCCCCUUAUUACACCCCCUUCGCCCCCUCCCCUUUGCCUGGUCCUGGGAAUGGGGUGAGGUGAGGAGAUACUGAACUUUGAGAUGGAGAGGCCUUAGCUUAUCCCACAAGAGACCCCUUGUUCUAGAAAUGGAUCUUACUCUUCCUGGCUGAAGUCCCCCGUACUCACCCAGCUCUACCCCUAUCCCCCUUCCGAAAUCCCAGGGAGGGGGAGGAAUUCAUUUCUCCAAGUGGCAGCUGUGUCCUGAAUGACUGGGGGCUCCUCCCAAGGAUACCAGCCUGGGCCUUGCUAAUACAGUGAGCUGGAACCUCUCAGUUCCUGGCUGCCCUGGAACUAACUUUAGCCCACAUCGCUCUAAUUAGCAGAAAAUGGAUGAUAGAGGGAAGAAAAUCAAUCUUGAAUUUUUUUUAACCUUAUGUUAUUAUGCUGGGUGUUUUGGGGGAAAUUUCUCAGAGUGGGAAAAAGGAAGGCCUGUACUUUAGAGUUCUACCCUCCCUGUCCUGCUUCUUCUUUAUCCCAGGCCUGAGGUGUUCACACCUUUCUAGUGAAGCUGGUUGGGCUCAUUAGACUAUCUAGAUUUCUGGUAGCAGCUUCGUGAGUCCCAGGACACAGUCCCUGGGACUGUGCUUAGGGAUCCCUUCUUUUUUUUUGGAGAAUAAUUUAUCUGAAUAAUGCCACCUAGUCAGCUGGUGUGUCACACCUGUGGAUGGGGGAUACUGCUCUAGCUGCCUGGCAGCAGCCUGGCUCCCUUGUGGGAAGGCCCAGUGGACUCUUGAGUUGGUGCUUAGCUCAGGACGGGGGCUACUUGCGGGUCCAAAUGGCACAGGGCCUGCAGAGCUCAAGCAGCUGGUUCAGUUGAUCUGGGCCAGCCCUGGUGUCGAGGUGCCUCACUCUCCCCCUCCCCCCUGCCAAUUUCAAGCUGUUUCCAAACAGCUUGUACAAAGCCCCCCCAGGCCCCAGGAUGGGAAUUGGAUCUCGUAGACAAUUAUGAAAUCGGGACUCACACCCUAAUUGCUCCUGGAGCCUGUUCAGUUGACAACGUGUCAUCCAAAACCACUGGUCCUCACCUUUUCCAGUGGCUGCCAUGGACACCACGUUUGUGACGUUGGGGGUGCUCGGCUCUUUAAGGUACCUUUAGUAGCUUGGGUCGUUAGGGACGAUGAGAGGAGGAAGCAGGUCUGUUUCAGUAACCCUUCACCCUGGCCGUGAGAAACAAAGGUGACUAACACUACGAGAUGUUCUUCCCUUUGGCCUGACAACCCGGGGAAAGGUUUGCCCUGUUGGUGCUGGAAUUCGUACAGAAUGGGAGAUAAAGGGUCAUUUUGUGUAGGGUUAGGUAGAACACUAAUUAGAUGGUUGCUGGAGUCAGCAGCAAGCACUCCCGGAGUGAAAAAUCAAAAUGAAUUUUUUUUUUUAACAAAAAAGAAAAAGAAAAAAAGGAAGAGAAAGCUGUGAAAUCGGCCUUUGGCUUAUGAUGUCUGGAGCAGGCAGCCAACUUGAGUCAGCCUGUGGUGCCCAGAGGGAUGUAGGCGAGGGUGCCCAGACUGCACAGGUAAGGAAGGAGAGCGUCUGCCCAGCCUCAGUGGUGAGGCCUCAACUGAGCCAUUAACGUGGACUGUAAGAUAUUCUUUGGACAAGUAACUGGAAGAAGGAGCCUCUGCAAAGUGACCAGCAGCUCAGCUGGACAGCUGGAGUCUCCCUUGAUUGACUUUUCCUGUGGUUUAUUCCCCAAAGGAGGGAGCUUUGGGUGCCAAGUAACUGAAGGAAGAAUGAAGGUGACUUGUUUUUAAUCCCAAGUCAGGCUAGGUGAGCCUGGACUGAAACUCUCUGGUUGAGCUCCUUUGAUUGGAUUCCAGUUUGGGGACUGUUUCCUUCUCUUUCCCUGUAUUUAUUUAUUUUUUUUCCCGGAGGGGAGGAGGAGGUGGAGAUGGAAGUUUCAGAAGUGGUUGGGGCCUAAAGGAAAAGAAAUCAACCAUGUAGUUAAAUCAUUGUAAUUAUAUAUUGUUCUCUGCCCCUCUCCUUCCCUGCACCGAUCACCAGUGUUGUGUAAAGGACCAACUGAUAUACUUGAGUGUGCAAGCAAUGAACACAACUGACAUGCUGCUAUGAAGAAUACUUUUAGAACAAAAAGAAAAAAAAAAGAAAAAAGAAACUAACCAACAACAAAAAAAAAACAAAAAACAACCCCUUUCUUCUUUGUUGCUUUUUACAGUGAUCCUGUGCAUGCAAACAGGCGCAUUUUGUGUCUUCAGAAAAUAAUCUUAGAACAGAUGGUUGUGAACAUUUACACCCAUGCACAAACCAAGUCAGAGGAAUCUCUCUCAGUAUCUGGUUUCUCUCCUUCCCCCCCCCCUUCUUCCCAUCAGUCCUGGGGGGAUCGAUGGAUUACUUACCGUGCAGUUUUUAGGGUUUGGUUUGGUUCCAGCAAUUGUUAAACUUGCAAUGGAAAAAAAAUGUGCCAUUUCCCCCCUUCUUCCCUUGCCCCCCCACUUGAAAUGAUCCACAGCUGUAUAUUUGAAACUGCUAAUUACCCAUGUGCGUGUGGUGUAUGUUGUUUUUUUUUUUAGUGCAAUUUCCUCUGUAGAUCUCCUUUGACCAAAUUGUGGGUGUUGUUAAUAUUAAUUUAUAUUUGUCUCAUUUUGUAUGUAUGUGUAGCGUGUUUGUAAGUAUGUGUGGUUUAUAAUCUGACAAAGUCAUGAAGCUCAGUCUGGCUGUAAUUUA
Molecule: messenger RNA, 4127 nt
Organism: Vombatus ursinus (common wombat)
Lineage: Eukaryota; Metazoa; Chordata; Mammalia; Diprotodontia; Vombatidae
Gene: CDK5R1
Product: cyclin dependent kinase 5 regulatory subunit 1
Exons: 2
Coding region: 195-1115 (306 amino acids)
Biological process (GO): brain development; positive regulation of cyclin-dependent protein serine/threonine kinase activity; activation of protein kinase activity
Cellular component (GO): cytoplasm; protein kinase 5 complex
Molecular function (GO): cyclin-dependent protein serine/threonine kinase activator activity; protein kinase binding
Source: RefSeq, a predicted model, not a curated record